Messenger RNA from Micropterus dolomieu (smallmouth bass), 5241 nucleotides. RefSeq names its product GCN1 activator of EIF2AK4 (gene gcn1). Gene Ontology annotation, molecular function: protein kinase regulator activity; 2-oxoglutarate-dependent dioxygenase activity; methyltransferase activity. Gene Ontology annotation, cellular component: cytosol. Gene Ontology annotation, biological process: cellular response to amino acid starvation; regulation of translation. NCBI's taxonomy places the organism in Eukaryota, Metazoa, Chordata, Actinopteri, Centrarchiformes, Centrarchidae. The record is from RefSeq and is a predicted model, not a curated record. The coding region runs from base 1 to 4743 and encodes 1580 amino acids. The transcript has 30 exons.
AUGGUGGACAUCUACAAGUUUCUGGGGGUGCAGCUCAACAGGAAACUGGACUGGACAGACAACAGCAAGGCCCUCUACAGGAAAGGACAGAGCAGGCUGUUUUUCCUCAGGAGGCAGAGGUCCUUCAUUGAGUGCACCAGGCUGCUACGAAUGUCCUACCAACUCUGGGAGUCUCUGGAUCUGGAGUUGGUCCCUGAGCUUUGCUCCCUGCUGAUUGGAGACGUCACCCACCACGAGGAGGCCGUCCGUUCUGCUGCAGCCGAAGCUCUAUCAAGCGCCGUGUCCCAGUACAGAGACCAGUCUGCCACAGUGCUCGGCCAGCUCACUGAGCUCUACCACCAGAAACUCUAUAGACCCCCUCCUGUGCUGGAUGCCCUGGGCAGAGUCAUCUCUGAAGCGCCACCAGACCAAUGGGAGGCCAGGUGUGGCAUUGCUCUGGCUCUGAACAAGCUGUCUCAGUACCUAGACGAAGCUCAGGUCACCCCACUCUUCCUCUUCUUUGUUCCUGAUGCUCUGAAUGACCGCCACACUGAGGUGCGGCGCUGCAUGCUGGACGCUGCCCUCUCUGCUCUCAACACACACGGAAAGGACAACGUGAGCUGCCUGCUGCCAGUGUUUGAGGAGUUUCUGAAGAAUGCCCCACAGGACGCCAGCUAUGAUUCUGUCCGUCAGAGCGUGGUUAUUCUCAUGGGCUCCCUGGCCAAACAUCUGGACAAAAAUGACCCCAAGGUCAAACCCAUUGUGGCCAAGCUCAUCACUGCACUCUCUACACCUUCACAGCAGGUCCAGGAGUCUGUGGCCAGCUGUUUACCUCCUUUAGUCCCUGCCAUCAAAGAGGACGCUGCAGGGAUUGUAAGGAACCUGCUGCAGCUGCUGCUAGAGAGCGACAAGUAUGCAGAGAGAAAAGGAGCUGCGUAUGGGCUGGCUGGCCUGGUCAAAGGUCUCGGGAUCCUGGCGCUCAAGCAGCAGGACAUCAUGACAACGCUGACCGACGCCAUCCAGGACAAGAAAAACUUUAGACGGAGGGAAGGAGCCCUUUUUGCCUUUGAGAUGCUGUGUAACAUGUUGGGGAAGUUGUUUGAGCCGUAUGUGGUCCACGUGCUGCCACACCUCUUGCUCUGCUUUGGAGACGGAAACCAGUAUGUCAGAGAGGCUGCAGAUGACUGUGCCAGAGCUGUGAUGAGGAACCUGAGUGCGCACGGGGUGAAGCUGGUCCUUCCCUCCCUGCUCGUGGCCCUGGAGGAGGAGUCCUGGAGAACUAAAGCAGGCUCGGUGGAGUUGCUGGGAGCCAUGGCUUUCUGUGCACCCAAGCAGUUGUCCUCCUGCCUGCCCAGCAUUGUGCCCAAGCUGACUGAGGUGCUGACUGACUCCCAUGUGAAGGUGCAGAAGGCCGGCCAGCAAGCCCUCCGACAGAUUGGCUCUGUCAUCCGCAACCCUGAAAUCCUGGCCAUUACCCCCAUCCUGCUGGACGCUCUCACCGAUCCGUCCAAAAGGACCCAGACGUGCCUGCAGACGCUGCUGGACACCAAGUUUGUACACUUCAUCGACGCCCCCUCCCUGGCCCUCAUCAUGCCCAUCGUCCAGAGGGCCUUCCAGGAUCGCUCCACUGACACUCGCAAGAUGGCCGCUCAGAUCAUAGGCAACAUGUACUCCCUCACUGACCAGAAGGACCUAUCACCCUACCUGCCUAGCGUUAUUCCUGGACUGAAGGCCUCUCUGUUGGACCCGGUGCCUGAGGUACGCACAGUCUCAGCCAAAGCCCUGGGUGCCAUGGUGAAGGGGAUGGGUGAAUCCUGCUUUGACGACCUGCUGCCGUGGCUCAUGGAGACGCUGGCCUCUGAACAGAGCUCUGUAGAUCGCUCUGGAGCUGCGCAAGGUCUGGCUGAGGUGAUGGCUGGACUGGGAGUGGAGAAGCUGGACAAGCUGAUGCCAGAUGUGGUGCAAACUGCCAGCAAAGUAGACAUUGCCUCCCACGUCAGAGAUGGCUACAUCAUGAUGUUCAUCUACCUGCCCCUCACCUUUGGAGACAAGUUUACUCCCUACGUUGGGCCCAUCAUCCCCUGCAUUCUCAAGGCUCUGGCUGAUGAAAACGAAUAUGUGAGAGACACGGCACUGCGAGCCGGCCAGCGAAUCAUCAGCAUGUAUGCUGAGACCGCCAUCGCAUUGCUGCUUCCUGAGCUGGAACAGGGACUGUUUGAUGACCUGUGGAGAAUCAGGUUCAGCUCUGUGCAGCUGCUUGGAGAUCUGUUGUUCCAUAUCUCUGGAGUGACAGGAAAGAUGACCACAGAGACCGCUUCUGAGGAUGACAACUUUGGAACAGCUGCAUCCAAUAAAGCUAUCAUUGGAGCUCUUGGCGCUGAGCGGCGUAAUCGUGUCCUUUCUGGCCUCUAUAUGGGCCGCUCAGACACUCAGCUGGUGGUUCGACAGGCUUCACUCCAUGUGUGGAAGAUUGUGGUGUCCAACACCCCCAGAACUCUUCGAGAGAUCCUCCCAACCCUCUUCAGUCUUCUGCUGGGCUUCUUGGCUUCCACCUGCCCUGACAAGAGAACGAUCGCUGCUCGUACACUGGGGGAUCUGGUGAGGAAGCUGGGAGAGAAGAUUCUCCCUGAGAUUAUCCCCAUCCUGGAGGAGGGACUGCGCUCUGACAAGAGCGACGAGAGGCAGGGAGUCUGCAUCGGGCUCAGUGAGAUUAUGAAGUCCACCAGCAAAGACGCAGUGCUGGUCUUCUCUGAGUCACUGGUUCCCACAGUGAGGAAGGCUCUCUGUGACCCCCUAGAGGAAGUCCGAGAGGCUGCAGCCAAAACCUUUGAGCAGCUUCAUGCAACUAUCGGUCACCAGGCACUGGACGACAUCCUGCCUACCCUCCUCAAACAGCUGGAUGAUGAGGAGACAGCUGAGUUUGCUUUGGAUGGCCUGAAGCAAGUCAUGGCGGUAAAGAGUCGCUCUGUGCUGCCUUACUUGGUUCCAAAGCUGACUGCUCCUCCUGUCAACACCCGUGUUCUGGCUUUCCUGUCCGCUGUGGCUGGAGACGCUCUGACACGCCACCUGGGGGUGAUCCUGCCCGCCUUACUCUCCUCCCUCAAAGAAAAGCUGGGAACAGAGGAUGAAGCACAGGAGUUGUGCAGCUGUCAAACAGUGAUUCUCUCAGUGGAGGAUGAAGUGGGCCAGCGGAUCAUCAUAGAGGACCUGCUGGAGGCCACUCGAGGCGCUGACCCCGGCCUCAGACAGGCUGCUGUCACCAUCCUCAACGCCUACUUUUCUCGUACCCGCCUGGACUACAGUGCCCAUACUCGCACCCUGCUGUCAGGUCUCAUCCGCCUUCUGAACGACUCCAACCCAGAGGUCCUGUCUCAGAGCUGGGAGACCAUCAAUUCCAUUACCAAGAGACUGGAUGCUAGCAGCCAGCUGGCUCUGAUUGAUGACCUGCAUCGAGACAUUAGAUCAGCAGCUGCAGACGUUAAGGGUCAGCACCUGCCGGGUUUCUGUCUGCCCAAGAAGGGUGUGACCUGUAUCCUCCCUGUCCUGAGAGAAGGUGUCCUCACUGGUAGCCCUGAACAGAAAGAAGAGGCAGCUAAAGCAUUAGGAGGAGUCAUCAAGUUGACCUCUCCUGAGGCCUUGCGGCCCUCUGUUGUCAACAUCACUGGGCCGCUCAUUCGAAUCUUGGGAGACCGCUUUGCCUGGACAGUAAAGACCGCUCUGCUGGAGACUCUGACUCUGCUACUGGCAAAGGUGGGCAUUGCCCUGAAGCCCUUCCUGCCUCAGCUGCAGACCACCUUCCUGAAGGCCCUGCAGGACACCAGCCGUGGGGUGAGGCUGAGAGCCGCUGAGGCUCUGGGCCAACUGGUUUCCAUCCACACCAAGGUGGACCCACUCUUCACUGAGCAGCUCUCUGCCAUUCGCAAUGCUGAGGACGCAGGAGUCAGGGAGACUAUGCUCCAAGCCUUGAGGUUUGUCAUCCAGGGGGCUGGUUCAAAGGUGGACCCAGCCAUCCGCAAGAACAUCACCACCACAUUACUAGGCAUGCUGGGACAUGAUGAGGAUGCAACUCGUAUGGCGUCAGCCGGCUGUGUUGGUGAGCUGUGUGCCUUCCUGUCAGAGGAGGAGCUGAAGAACGUGUUACUUCAGCACAUCUUGGCGGACGUGUCUGGUGUUGACUGGAUGGUGCGUCAUGGUCGUAGCUUGGCCCUGGCCAUAGCUGUCAAGUCUGCUCCCGAGAAGCUGUGUGAGAAGGAAUACUGUGAUACUGUGACUGAGACAAUUUUGGCCAACGCUACAGCUGACAGGAUUCCCAUUGCUACCAGUGGGAUCAGAGCUUUGGGCUUCCUGGUCAGGCAUCAUCUCAGAACAGAGGGAGGCAAUAGUGUUUCCCAGCGCAUCAUUACACAGUUUGUCAAGUGUCUUCAGAAUCAGUCCAGUGACAUCAGACUGGUGUCUGAGCGCGUGCUGUGGUGGGUGUUCAAAGACCCAGCAACGCCCUCUAUGGAGGCCAAUCUCAUCAAGCCCCUGCUAAAGAGUCUGCUGGACAACACCAAGGACAAGAACACCAGCGUCAGAGCUCAGAGCGAACACACCAUCGUCAACCUGUUGCGACUCCGCCAGGGAGAGGAAACAAUGCAGAGUAUGACUGCCAUUCUGGACUCUGCAAGUAAUGAUCUAUUGUCAGAGUGUCAUCGCCGGUCCUUGAAGAAAAUCGCCAGCCUGCCAGACUCCAAUGAAGAGAUUGAUGACACCAUCCUAACGUGAUGGAGCAGGACUGAGCCAUGAAAUGAUCUCUGCAGAUCCCCACUGUAUGACCCCAGACACACUCACUACACAUGCCCAUGUCGCCUUCAUGGACUAAGGUUGAGAUGGGUAUUGUUUUCCCCCAUAUUCCCCAACAAAUUUCUUUUUUCUUUCUUUUUUUUUGUUCCUCAGUUUGCGUCACUGUUUUAGAGGCCUUUAAGCCCAGUUUAUGUUUUUUUAAUUUUAUCUCACAAUGUGCAGGUUAUUCUUCUGUACUGAACUACAUAAGGCCAAAACCGUUUUGAUGUUUCACUGUUUUGCUACUUAUUUUACCAAAUUAAUUUCAAGCAUUUAAGAUGCCGCUGUAACGAAACUACACCCCUAUGAUUAACUUUUAUUUGGACUUUGUGUGUGAGAGUUGUUUGAGGGGAAUGCAACCUUUUAUAAGAAUAAAAAUCAUUCUUAUAUCAGUGAUACGGUUGUAAAAAGGCAAAACAAAAUAAAAAUAUCUUGAUUUCA